Messenger RNA from Paramisgurnus dabryanus, 1714 nucleotides. It is a transcript of the gene ddx49, whose product is annotated as DEAD (Asp-Glu-Ala-Asp) box polypeptide 49. Gene Ontology annotation, molecular function: RNA helicase activity; ATP binding; nucleic acid binding. NCBI's taxonomy places the organism in Eukaryota, Metazoa, Chordata, Actinopteri, Cypriniformes, Cobitidae. Gene Ontology annotation, cellular component: cytosol. The record is from RefSeq and is a predicted model, not a curated record.
UUCACGCGUCCAUCCUAGAAUCACACGAGGAAAGCUACGAUCGGUAUUUAAAGCGACGCUUGUUGGAUAUACAUUGAAUAUUGUUAAUUAACCAAUGUUUAAUAUAGUUCCUUGAGUAUUGGUUUUAAAUAGACAUAUUGUUGUGUAUAAUGGCUACGUUUGAGUCUCUCGGGCUGUGUGAUUGGUUGAUCCAGCAAUGUAAGCAGAUGGGCAUGAGUCGACCAACACCAGUACAGGAGAAAUGCAUCCCUGCAAUACUGGAUGGUCGGGAUUGCAUGGGAUGUGCCAAAACUGGCAGUGGGAAAACGGCAGCUUUCGUUCUCCCGGUUCUGCAAAAGCUGUCUGAGGAUCCUUAUGGUGUUUUCUGCUUGGUUUUAACCCCUACCAGAGAGCUUGCUUACCAGAUAGCAGAACAGUUCAAAGCAUUAGGAAAGCCACUGGGUUUGAAAGAUUGUAUCGUUGUGGGUGGAAUGGACAUGGUGACCCAAGGUUUGGAGUUGUCGAAAAAGCCCCAUGUUGUUGUUGCGACACCAGGACGUCUUGCUGAUCACAUCAGAAGCUCUGACACCGUCAGCUUGAACAAAAUCCAGUUUCUGAUCAUGGAUGAAGCUGACCGUCUUUUGGAGCAGGGCUGCACAGAUUUCACUAAAGAUUUAGAGGUCAUUCUCAGUGUUGUUCCAGCGAAACGGCAAACGCUGCUUUUCAGUGCCACACUUACAGAUACACUGCAGCAGCUACAGAGCAUUGCCUUGAACAGACCUUUCUUUUGGGAGCACAAAUCCGAGGUGCGAACAGUAGAAGAGUUGGAUCAGAGAUACAUCCUCACUCCUGAGAAAGUCAAGGAUGCUUACCUGGUCCAUCUCAUCCAGAAGUUCCAGGAUGAACAUGAUGAUUGGUCUGUUAUAAUAUUCACCAACACAUGCAAGAACUGUCAGAUACUCACAAUGAUGCUGCGUGAAUUCAAUUUCCCAACCAUCUCUCUGCACUCAAUGAUGAAGCAGAGACAACGGUUUGCCAACCUUGCAAAGUUCAAGUCCAACGUCUUCAAAAUCCUUAUAGCAACAGAUGUUGCUUCCAGGGGUUUGGACAUUCCUAUGGUACAAGUUGUUAUCAAUCACAACACACCAGGUUUGCCAAAAACUUACAUCCACAGAGUGGGACGAACUGCUCGAGCUGGCCGAAAUGGUGUUUCCAUCACACUGGUCACUCAGUAUGACAUCCACCUUGUCAGUGCCAUUGAGGAACAGAUCCAGGUAAAAUUAAAGGAAUUUCCUGUUCAAGAAAAAGAAGUGUUGAAGAUCCUCACGCAAGUCAAUGUGACAAGACGACAGUGUGAAAUUAAACUGGAGUCAACCGAUUUUGAUGAGAAAAAGAAGAUAAACAAGCGGAAACAGAUGAUUCUAGAGGGAAAAGAUCCAGAUUUGGAAGAAAAAAGAAGAAACGAACUUGACAAGAUCAGGAAAAAUAAGAAAUUAAAAGGAAAAAAUCUGAAGAAAAGGGAGCGGGGAGAACAGAGCAACACGACAGAAGUGGACUCUUAAAACUGCUUGUUUAAUUUUGUAAAUUGAGUUCUGUGUUUGUAUGUGUGUAUAUAUACAUAUAUUGUCUAUUUCCAUAACCAGUUGUGUAAAAUAUUGCAAUAUUUCAAAAUAAAUACAAUUUAUGGAAACGUUGCAUGUGUGGCAAAAGAACAUAAGUCUCAAAAAAUUCAAAU